Lasiosphaeria miniovina is the source of this 2820-nucleotide messenger RNA. RefSeq names its product cytochrome P450. NCBI's taxonomy places the organism in Eukaryota, Fungi, Ascomycota, Sordariomycetes, Sordariales, Lasiosphaeriaceae. Gene Ontology annotation, molecular function: oxidoreductase activity, acting on paired donors, with incorporation or reduction of molecular oxygen; heme binding; monooxygenase activity. Gene Ontology annotation, cellular component: membrane. The transcript is spliced from 4 exons. Bases 1 to 2820 code for a protein of 939 amino acids. The record is from RefSeq and is a predicted model, not a curated record.
AUGCCCUCAGCGGUGCACCCUUUCAACCUGUCCUGGCAGCUCACGUCCUGGUUCUGGCUGCCCCUGAUCAGGCGGCUCCUCCCAAAGCCAUGCGUCAUGGCCCCCGACUGGGCGUGGAACACGCGCCAGGAGAACUUUGACAGGCUGGGGACCGAGUCGUUUCUUGUUGUCAGCGCCGAGGAGAUUACGCUGUUCAGCGAGAGCGCCGAAGUCGUUGAGCAGGUCAUGCACCGCCGCGAGGCCUUCCCCAAGGACACGGCCAAGUAUGACGUGCUCGCCAUGUUUGGCCGCAACGUGCUCACCACCGAGGGCGCCCUCUGGCGCAUGCACCGCAAGGUCACUAGCGCCAGCUUCAACGAGAAGAACGCCGCCAAGACCUUUGCCCAGGCCAUCGCCCAGACCCAGGGCCUGAUCGGCACCUACUUCGGCUCGCCCGCCCAGGAGCGCGCCGGCACCACUGGAACCAUCACCUCGCUCGAGCACGACGCCAUGACCUGGGCUCUCAACACCAUCGCCUACGUCGGUUUUGGCCUGCAGCUGCUCUGGCCCGGCCAGGAACUCCCCGGCGACAUCGACCCCAAGCUGGCCAAGUACGGGAGCCUGGAGCCCCCCCCCGGCUACACGAUGAACUUUGCCACGUCGCUGGCAACGGUGCUCCACAGGAUAAUUGCCCUGCUGGUCUUUCCCGUGCCCGUGUUGAAGCUGCUGCCCUUUGAGUGGGCCAGGCAGGCGUGGUCGGCCAAGGAGAACUACUCAAAGUACAUGGACGACUUCCUACGCGAGAAGCUGGACGAGGUGCGCCGGGGCGACAACGCGCAGGUGGGCAUGGACAUCAUGGGCCAGCUGGUGCGGUCCAAGUACGAGCAGUCGCAGCUAAAAAAGUCGGACGGGGCCAAGCAGCUCGAGGACAGCGACAUUGUCGGCAACGCCUUCAUCAUGACCCUCGCGGGCCACGAGACGACGGCCAACAUCCUGCACUUCCUCCUCAUCGAACUGGCCACUAACCCGGGGGCGCAGCGGCGGCUGCAGCAGGACAUUGACGCGCUGUUCGGGGAUAGCGACCCGGCGGCGUGGAACUACGAGGACAAGAUCAGCGCCGUGCUCGCCAGCCACAUCGGCGCGUGCGUCAAUGAGACGCUACGGCUGAUGCCGCCCGUGACGGGCAUCCCCAAGAUCGUGUCGGCCGACGGCGACCAGACCAUCACCAUCGACGGCAAGCCCCACGUGCUGCCGGUGGACAUGACCAUCAGCCUCCUGGCCGUGUCGGUGCACCGCAACCCGCGGUGGUGGCCGACCAGGCCGAGCGAGCGGUCGGGCGCAGCGACGGACCUCGACGACUACCUGCCCGAGCGCUGGUUCCGACCGAGUCUGACGCCCAGCAACAGCAGCAGCAGCAGCAGCAGCAGCAGCAGCAACAACAGCAGCAGCGGGCCUUCCACGGCGGCGAACGAAGCGCAAGAGGACUACGGCGGGUUCCAGGGGUCGGACACGAGCGCGUCGCUGUACCGGCCGGUGCGGGGCAGCUUCGUGCCGUUCAGCGACGGGCCGCGGUCGUGCCUGGGACGGCGCAUCGCCAUGGUCGAGAUGGUGGCCGCCGUGGCCACCAUCUUCCAGAGGCACAGCAUAGAGCUCGCCGUCGACGAGUUGGCUACGGACGACGAGGUCGGCACCAUGGGCGCCGAAGAGCGGCGCCGCGUCUACGCCAAGGCGCAGUACAGGAGCAGGGACACCCUCCGGCAGGCCACCUCCAUACUGACACUCAAGCUGCACGACGGCAAGUUCGUCCCGUCCCUCAAGAAGAACGACCUCGAGCUACAGCUCGACGAGUACCUCUCGGAAAACGCGACGCAGUUCCAGUCGAACCCGCGCCUCGGACCCUACUUCAACCUUCGCGCGCGCACCGCCGGGUCGCCCGUCAAGCGUGAGGCCCCCGAGCUCAAGGUGUCCAAGCGGCGGGCCACCAAAGCCGCCGACGAGAUUGUAGCCGUUGAAACCCCCAGCGACGACGAAGACUCGCAGUCGACAACGACAGGCGCCGCCGCCGCCACCACAGGAGCAGCCACGUCGCGGGCGGCGUCGUCGACGUCGACGGCGCUGGCGCGCACGCCGGGGCGGGCGCUAGCCCUCGCUAGCCGGAUCCCGCUGCCGGCGACGCCGGCGGACGUGGCGAGCGCGGUGGACCGGGGCACGGUGGUGGUGCGCGAGCGCGUGGCGUCGCUGUACGCGGGGUCGGGGAUCGGCGAGGCGACGGCGGCCACGCGCGAGUCGCUGUCGACUGUGCGCGCCGUCGUGCUGGCCGUCGCCGCCUUCGAGCUGUACUUCCUGCGCCCCGAGGUCCUGCCCGACCGCUACGCCUUCACCGUGCCUGCCAUCAAGUUCCUCGGCACCCCCGACGUCCCCGUGUCCCUGCCCGACAUGUUCGCCCUGCUGACGGCCUCCUUCUGGGGCCCCGCCCUCACCUGGGCCCUCACCAGCUGGCUCGUCCCCAGCCUGCUGGGCUAUCUGUUCAACCUCAGCGCGGCAGCCAACAGCAGCAGCACUACUGGUUCGAGUGUAUACAACACGCGCGGCCGCCCAUCGUCGGCUGCUGCCCGCGCGGCCGCCGGCGCAGAGUACGUCGUCGACCCGCUCACGUUCAGCAUCGCCAAGGCCCUCGCCACGUACGUCGUCUACGCCCAGGGCGUCACGUUCGGCGGCUGGCUCGAUCCGCAAGCCGUCGCCCGCGUCAACACCGCCCUCUACAGCGGCUGGAAGGGCGUGCUCGUCGGGUCCGCCAUCACGGGCCUGACGGCUGUUUAUGAUGCCGUGUUGAGGAAGUGA